CAGACAAGUUGCAGACCGGGGGAGGCGGUGGACGCCGUGAUUAGCGAAGUGAUUAUUAGCUCGUGUGAAACCAUAAAGCUAAAGGCUUCCCCGCGGUAAGACAUUGAGAUUGACCCGGACUCCCUCAAUUUGAUGACAUUCGAACAAACACGGAAGUACUCAAUUAAUCGUUGUUAGUAACGAGGCGAACCGUCUUUGGACAAUGAGGAAUACUGCGUUGCUGCUCAUUGUGCUGCUCGGCGUCGCUCACUUUGUGACAGAAUGCAGAUGUGAAGAUGGAGAAUACGAGGAGCUUGAGGAUGAGGAGGAUGAAAGUGACGAUGAAGUGGAGGAAGAUGACGACGACGAUGACGACACUGAAGUCAAAGAAGAGAAUGGAGUGCUGGUUCUCACCGAUGGCAACUUCGACACGUUCGCCGAGGGCAAAGACACCGUGCUCAUCGAGUUCUACGCUCCAUGGUGCGGCCACUGUAAACAGUUUGCGCCAGAGUAUGAGAAGAUCGCGCUGACCCUGAAGGAGAACGAUCCUCCCAUCCCUGUGGCUAAAGUGGAUGCCACACAGGCAAAGGACUUGGGGAGCAGGUUCGAGGUGUCAGGCUAUCCCACCAUCAAGAUAUUGAAAAGAGGAGAACCCGUUGACUACGAUGGAGACAGAACGGAGAAGGCUAUUGUGGCUCGCGUUCGAGAGAUUUCUCACCCUGACUGGAAGCCCCCACCUGAGGUCACACUGGUGCUCACCAAAGACAACUUUGAUGAGACUGUCAACAAUGCCGACAUCAUCCUGGUAGAGUUCUACGCUCCGUGGUGUGGACACUGUAAGAGUUUGGCUCCGGAGUAUGAGAAGGCAGCCCAAGAGUUAAGCCGGCGCUCGCCACCCAUCCCGCUCGCCAAAGUGGAUGCCACCGUGGAGAGCGACAUCGCUUCCCGCUUCGACGUCACCGGCUACCCCACCCUCAAGAUUUUUAGGAAGGGCAAAGUUUUCGAGUACAACGGGCCCAGAGAGAAGUACGGCAUUGUGAACUACAUGGGUGAGCAGGCAGGGCCUCCCUCCAAGCAGGUGCAGGCUGCCAAACAAGUGCAGGAGCUCCUGAAAGAUGGCGAUGAUGCGGUCAUCAUUGGUGUUUUCUCCAGUGAGCAGGAUGCGGUGUAUGAGACCUACAUCGAGGCUUGUCACUCGCUCAGGGAAGACUUCACCUUCCGUCACACCUUCAGCUCCGAAGUGGCCAAGCAGCUCAAAGUGUCGCCCGGUCAGGUCGUCGUUGCUCAGCCAGAAAAGUUCCGCUCCAAGUAUGAGCCAGCCUUACGCACUCUACCAGUAACGGACUCUACAUCUGUGUCAGAUGUGCAAGAGUUCUUCAAGAAGCACGUGAGCCCUCUGGUGGGCCACAGAAAGCCAAGCAACGAUGCCAAGCGCUACACAAAGAGGCCGCUCGUGGUGGUGUACUACGGAGUUGACUUCAGCUUUGACUACAGGAAAGCUACUCAGUUCUGGAGGUCCAAGGUGCUGGAGGUGGCCCAGGACUUCCCCGAGUACACAUUUGCCAUCGCUGACGAGGAAGACUAUGCAGACGAGCUGAAGAGUCUCGGUCUGAGCGAGAGCGGUGAGGAAGUCAAUGUUGGAAUUUUGGCUGACGGCGGCAAAAAGUUUACCAUGGAACCUGAUGAUUUUGACUCUGACGUCCUGAGAGAAUUUGUCAUUGCUUUCAAGAAGGGGAAGCUGAAGCCUAUCAUUAAGUCCCAGCCCCUGCCGAAGAACAACAAAGGACCGGUGAAGGUUGUGGUGGGUAAGACCUUCGACGAGAUUGUCAUGGACACCCAGAAGGAUGUCCUCAUCGAGUUUUACGCUCCUUGGUGUGGACACUGUAAAAAACUGGAGCCUGAUUUCUUGGCUCUGGGAAAGAAGUACAAGAGUGAGAAGAACCUGGUGAUCGCCAAGAUGGACGCCACCGCUAACGACAUUCCGAACGACAAGUACAAAGUCGAAGGUUUCCCCACAAUAUACUUUGCCCCGAGUGACGGCAAACACAAACCUGUCAAAUUCGAAGGAGGUGACCGAACAGUGGACGGCUUCAGUAAGUUUUUGGAAGAGCAUGCCACAAAGUUGUCACACACAAGAGACGAGCUUUGAAAAGAUCACUUAAGAACUCAAACUGCGCCGGGUAAAGUCCAACAAGUUGCCCGAGAUACGUGGGAAGGUGAAGGGAACCAAGCAUCAGUGUAAAAGUGUUACUGAGUUGCUGUGAGAAUUAGAGUUCAUUCAUCAUUUUAGUUUUGUUCUUUUUUUUUUUUUUGGUGGUUUUUAAAUAAAACGAUGAUGGCUUUGUGGGCCAGCGCUCCA
This is a messenger RNA of Phyllopteryx taeniolatus (common seadragon), 2338 nucleotides long. RefSeq names its product protein disulfide isomerase family A, member 4 (gene pdia4). The transcript has 10 exons. Lineage: Eukaryota; Metazoa; Chordata; Actinopteri; Syngnathiformes; Syngnathidae. Bases 203 to 2128 code for a protein of 641 amino acids. Gene Ontology annotation, biological process: response to endoplasmic reticulum stress; protein folding. Gene Ontology annotation, molecular function: protein disulfide isomerase activity. The record is from RefSeq and is a predicted model, not a curated record. Gene Ontology annotation, cellular component: endoplasmic reticulum lumen; cell surface; endoplasmic reticulum.